Molecule: messenger RNA, 2932 nt
Organism: Caenorhabditis angaria
Lineage: Eukaryota; Metazoa; Nematoda; Chromadorea; Rhabditida; Rhabditidae
Source: the annotation of a GenBank genome assembly
AUGACGGCAUGGACAUUUGAUAAAUUCAUGUAUUUCUUGGAAUACGAAACUAACUUGAAGGUAAGAGGAACAGAUGAACAUAGUUAUGACGUGGCAAAUAUGACUGGAAGAGACUAAAAUAAUUCCCAACAUUUUUUUCAAUUCCUGAAAUUCUAGUCUUCACAAAAUUCAGUUUUUCAACUUUUAAGAUUACAGAAAAAAACAAACAAUUUUCCAGAUACAAAUCGAAUAUAUAUCGGGCCCAAGGAAAAAACUGAAAAUCGAGGAUUCGAGUUCGAAAGAAAUUGAUGAUUCGGUAAUAUUCCCAGAAAUAGAAAUAAAUAGUGAUGAACAAGCCAUUGAACAAUUGAAAGUGUUAUUCGACAUAUGUAAGGAACGAUUGCAAGUUUAUGGGACUGUUGAAGAAUUGUUCGAAUAUUUUAAACGGAUUGAUAGAAUUGAACACGGUAAAGCCAACUUUUUACCGUCACAAAAUCGGUAAGUCUCUUAGAAAACCAAGGCUACAGUAGACUUCGCGAAAUUUUGGAUUCUAUUUGAAAAAUACAAUUCGAAAUUUACACGCUGGCUAUUUUCCAACCAGUUUGAUGUGCAUAUGUGACGUCAUUUUUAGUCUACUGUACGUGAGCGCCAAUUCAAAAAAGUGUUGACUCAAACAACAUUUUCGAAAAAUCAACCCAGGCCCAAAUAGGCGCAGCCUGUGGUGUCUAACAGGGCAUCUUCUAAUUUCAGAUUGUCAAUAUGUUUCAGGGGAUUGUUCAUCUCACAAUCAGUUGAGAUGAAAUAGGUAUAUACAUUUUUGCAGUGUUCCUUUCACAUAUCCAAAAUACACGGAUGUCUCUGGUAAUAUUACUUGUGUUUCGAAUUUGGAUGUUAUCAAAUAUAUACAAUCGGAAUUGGUAGAGAAACUGCACGACUUUUCCAAUUUUUUCGACAGCACUGGAUCAUGCAAAUCCUCUUUCCCUCUUUAUAUCUGGAGCAUCGCUCGUCUACGAAGUCUAUCUACAUAUUAUAAAAUGAUAACUGAUGAUUCGUGGAAAAGUGUAUAUCAAAAAUUGUUCUAUUUGUGCGAUAUUAGGAAUUUUGAAUAUGUCGAAGAGGAUCGAGAUAUAGAAGCUUUAUACAAAUCUAUGAUGGUAUUCAAGAUGAUUGGAAGCAAUGUAAAUGAUCUUGGCCAUGAUCUCUCCAUGCUGAAAAAUCCGAAUAUGAAAAAAAUCUAUGCUGUUCUUACAUAUUUUCAUAAAGCAAUCAAUCCAAUUCUCAACGAACCGAUGCUAUAUGAAACACCUCAAAGGGUUUGAAUUUGCUUCUAAUUUGAUAUGUAUAAAAAAAUCUUUAUUCAGGCUGCAUCCGAUUACAAACCAAUCAUUCGUCGAUUCAAGGGAGCAGGCUGUGAGUUCUAUGGAGCAUUAGACGUUAUGGCUGCAUUUCCAAAAGAAAACAUUAUUCAAAAAAAGGAACAAGGUGGAAAACAUUUGACCAUUGAUCCGUCGACAUUUGAUGCAAUUCUUGCAAAAUAUGAUGCGAGCAAUGUUAUAAUAGUCGAAACUCCGAUUGAAACAAAUACUCGAAACAACAUUUUUUCGAUUCAUAAUCCACUUCUCGACGAACUGUUGUUUCUUGUGAGACCUAAAAAGGUUUAGAUGCGCUUCUAAUUUGAUAUGUACAAAAAAGAUCUUUAUUCAGGCUUCACCUGAUUUCAAACCAAUAAUUCGUCGCUUCAAGGGAGCAGGCUAUGAAUUCUAUCUGGCUACAGAAGUAAGCGAUGCAUUUCCAGAAGGAAACAUUAUUUCAAAAGAGAAACAAGAUGGAAAAUAUUUGACCGUUGAUCAGCUGACAUUUGAUGGAAUUCUUUCAAAACAUGGUGCAAACAGUGUUAUAAUUGUCGAAAUUCCGAUUGAAACAAAUUCUCGAAACAAUAUUUAUCCGAUUUAUAAUUCAAGAGGAACUCAUUGCCGUCCAGUUUGGGAAGAAAUUGAAGAUCAUUUGUAUAAAAAAAUUGUUAUUCAAAAAUAUUGUCAAUCACAUAAUAUAUACGAUCACGUCGAAAGUACAAGUUGUUACAGCCGGAAACCGACGAUGUAUUUAAAGGUAUGAGAUUUUUACGCGGGAGUUUUCCUUCUUUAUAUUAUUGAAUUAAAAACACGUGAGAAAUAAAAAAAGUAGGUCAAGUGAUGUGGGUUUAAAAACAGUAUAGCUAGCCAUGUCGUCAGUUGCGAUGCGUGUGAGCGACACGUUUUUAGAAAUGAAAAUUUGAAAAAUCCAAUGAAAAAUAUCGAGGUCAACACGCAACACAGAACCGCAUCGCAACUGACGACAUGGCUACCUAUACUGUUUCUAAAUCCACGUAACUUGACCUACUUUUUUCAUUUCUCACGUGUUUUUAAUUCAAUAAUAUUCAAAUUUUCAGAGGUGUAGCACACCGGGUUUCAAAUUAGGAAUUUCGGAAAGUCCACUGAUACCAUUCGAAAAAGAACAUACGAAAACCGAAGUGAUGGAAAUCAUCAAAAAAUUAGUGGAAAAUCAUUGCAUCGAAGAGGAAGAAAUCGACGGAAUUAUCGAUAAAGUGUUCGAAGUCAUUCCACAUCUUAAUUAUAAACAACUAAACGACUUAUAUUAUCAGGUUAUUUUGAGAAAUAUUUUAAAGCUGUGUCCAAGUUUUGCAAGAUUGAAAGAGAAUCAAGGGAAAUAUAAAAAGAAUCACGAAGCGAAUCUAGUUUAUAAAGCUGUGGAGGAAUUUUAUGAAUCGAAGUAUAAAAAAUGCGGUGAUUGUGAAACUAGAAGAGCAGCUUUACAGCAUGAGGUUAUUGAGUUGAAAAGGUGAAUUUCAUUUACAAUUAAAUAAAAUCGAAAAUUCAUAUCGAAAUAUUUCAGACGUGAAAGGAAUCAAAUGGAAGAAAACAGAAAAUUGAGAGAAGCUCAAAAAAUAUAUUGA